AGCUAAUAAAUAAUACCAAGAUGAGGCGACGGAAAAAAGAACAUAAGGUGCGGGUGCGAUUCAACGUCAACUCUUUGGCGAGAAUGAACAAAGGUUCAAGAGAGGAGCUGCUGGGCAGCUCGCAGGAGGCGCUGCGGAACAGCCAGCAUGACCUGCGGCAUGUUCUGGAGCGACCUCUCACUAGGGAGGAAAAGACGUAUUUACUUCACGCCGACCGAGGAGACUAUGCCACCGUUAAGAAAAUUAUCGACCAGUACACCGGCAGUCCAGAGGUGUUCGAUAUCAACUGCGUGGACCCUCUCAACCGGUCGGCGCUCAUCGCGGCCAUCGAGAACGAAAACAUCGAGCUGAUAAAGCUGCUGCUGACAUCGGGGAUCAAAGUCAAGGACGCGCUUCUACAUGCUAUCAAAGAGGAGUACGUGGAAGCAGUUGAAAUGUUGCUGCAGUGGGAAGAGGAACACCACAUCCCCGGGGAACCUUACAGUUGGGAGUCCGUGGAGCCGUCAGCAGCCACCUUCACUCCAGACAUCACCCCCCUCAUCCUCGCAGCCCACCGGAACCACUACGAGAUCCUCAAGAUCCUCCUAGACCGAGGAGCCACGCUGCCCGUACCUCACGACGUCAAAUGCGGCUGCGACGAGUGCGUGAAAUCUUCCCAAGAGGAUUCCCUCAGGCACUCACAAGCCCGUAUCAAUGCGUACCGUGCCCUUACCUCUCCAUCCCUCAUAGCCUUAUCUUCAGCAGACCCGCUGUUGACUGCCUUCCAGCUUUCUUGGGAGCUGAACAGGCUUAGUAGAAUGGAAACGGAGUUUAGAGUUGAAUAUAAGGCUUUAAAACAGCAGUGCCAAGAGUUCGCCACCGCCCUCCUGGACCACACGAGAACGUCCAGCGAACUGGAGAUCAUGCUGAAUUACAACCCCUUAGACAUCGACUGCUGGGAGCCGGGGGAACGGCAGACGCUUGGCAGACUCAAGCUGGCCAUCCAAUACAAGCAGAAAAUGUUCGUCGCCCACCCAAAUGUCCAGCAGUUGCUUGGGGCGAUUUGGUACGAGGGCCUGCCAGGAUUCAAGCGGAAAAACAUCGUCGGCCAAGCUGUGCAGGUCGCGAAAUUAGGCGCCAUGUUUCCCAUAUAUUGCACAAUAUACAUGCUAGCGCCAAACUCGGAGUACGGACAAUUUAUGAAGAAACCUUUCGUUAAGUUCAUUUGCCACAGUUCCUCCUACAUGUUGUUUCUAAUGCUCCUAUCCCUCGCAUCGCAACGCGCCGAGUUCUUAGUCCUGGAGUGGUCUGGCAUCAGCUGGCUGCAAGAGCUGGUGGAAUACUGGAAGGAGCACGAGCGAGGGGCCCUGCCUGGCCUCAUCGAGUUCACAGUCAUCAUUUAUAUAGCUAGUUUAAUAUGGGCCGAAUUAAGAUCACUAUGGACUGGUGGCAUUAUGGAGUACAUCAGUGAUCUGUGGAACAUUGUCGACUUUAUCACUAACAUGUUCUAUAUCGCUUGGAUUAGCUUGCGGGUCUCCUCUUGGUAUAUCGUUCAGAGGGACUACAAAAACGGCCUGGACCCCUGGUACCCCCGCGAGCGCUGGGACUCCUUUGACCCCAUGCUGCUCUCCGAAGGCGCCUUCGCUGCCGGCAUGAUCUUCUCCUACCUCAAGCUGGUCCACAUCUUCUCCAUCAACCCUCAUCUUGGGCCGCUUCAAGUGUCACUGGGAAGAAUGAUCCUGGACAUCAUCAAGUUCUUCUUCGUUUAUAUGCUGGUGCUAUUUGCUUUUGGAUGUGGUCUGAACCAACUGAUGUGGUACUACGCCGAACUGGAGAAGAAUAAAUGCUACCACACCCCCAACGGCGUAGCGGACUUCGAUAACCAAGAACGGGCCUGCACCAUAUGGAGACGAUACGCUAAUCUUUUCGAAACCUCCCAGUCCCUCUUCUGGGCGUCCUUCGGCCUCGUGGACCUGACCACCUUCGAGCUGACCGGAAUCAAGAGCUUCACCCGCUUCUGGGCGCUGCUGACCUUCGGCUCGUACUCCGUGAUCAACAUCAUUGUGCUCCUGAACAUGCUCAUCGCCAUGAUGUCUAACUCUUAUCAGAUCAUCUCUGAACGAUCAGAUGUGGAAUGGAAAUUUGCACGCAGUAACCUCUGGAUGUCGUACUUCGAAGACGGCGAUACAGUCCCCCCUCCAUUUAACAUCAUUCCCACCCCCAAACACUUCUCUGGCUGGAUCAAAAACUGUUGUGAUAACAAAAACAUGGGGUCUAUUAUCAACAAAUCCCGCGAGAAAGCGCGCCAACAGCACGAAUCCGUCAUGCGCGUGCUCGUGCGGCGUUACGUCACGGCCGAGCAGCGUGCGCGUGACGAGACCGGCGUGACCGAGGAUGACGUCAUGGAGAUCCGACAGGACAUCUCCACGCUCCGCUACGAGCUGAUUGACAUCCUGCACAACAACGGCAUGAAGACUCCCAGGGUCACCAUGCAAGACGCCACCGUGGCCGGCAAGAAAGGAAAAGUCAUGGAGAGGCGAAUCCUCAAAGAUUUCCAAAUCGGUAUAGUGGAAGGCAUCAUCAAGGACGUGCUGUCAGCCAAGGACAGUAAACCUAAAGAUGUAUUCAGCCAAAUCGCUAAAGCCAUUGGAAGGAGAGGCAGCACUGACAGCAAGAAGCGCGACUGGAAUGCUCUAGUGCGCACCAACACGGGCAAGCGCGAUCCUAUCGGUACAACCGAAGAAGCCUUGACUCGUCGCACCCGCCAGUCGCUGCGCGCCCACAUCCUCGACAAUGUGCAGGGCAGGACCAUGGAUCCAGAGAAGCUGCUGGAAUUUAACCCCAAGCUGUCAGGCGUGACGCCGACAACGCGCUUGGCGUACGCCAAGUUCAUGAGGAACAAGAUCAAGGCCGACUUCACCGCUAGGAACGAAGGACGUGAGUCCGAGACAGACGACGGUUUGGUAGACGAGGUGUUCGAAUCACCGAAGAAAGAUCCGGUGCGGAGAAGCGCUCGAUCAUUCCGAAGCAGUCCGAUUCAAGAGAUGUCAGAUGACGAAGGAUUAAAAGACAACGAAAUUAAAGUAGCGGCUGACAUUGAGACCGAAACCAAAGAAUCGGAAGGCGGCUCUGAACAAACGAGACCUCUCAAAUCGUCCUCUCAAGAACCUUCAGAACCCUGUACUCCAGACUUCGAUCCUGUCAGCAACAAGCGACUGCCAUCGCCAGCGCAGCUCGACGCCAAGAAAGACUAUGUUAUCCAAAUAGAUGAACCUGAAUCCCCAUCUAAAAGCCUCUUCAUCACAAAAGAAGAGGAUAAGACUCUAGAGAAACCUAUCACGCCAACUCCGAGCGAGCGCUCACAAGAGCAAAUUCUAUCCCCUGCGACUCUCGAGAGUCAACAUCAAGAUGGAACUUCCAGGGUAACACCCACCCCUGAGCCACAAGUCAGCUCGGUCUCUGAGACAGCCAAGGAAAAAUCUAAGUCUUCCUUAACAAGCCCCCGAUCUUCCAGAGUCAGUCCAUCGCUAGCUCCGUCGCCGUCGCCUUCCAUGAUGAAAACUGACAAAGGAAAAUCUAAAAUCACGGGCAAAAUAGUGUCCGGUUGGCUUUAGUUCCUAAGUUAUUACUAGUGACGUAUUAGUGAGAAAUGCCUUAUUGACAUAGCAAUAAUUAGAUGUAAGCAUAGGAAAUAUAAUGUGUGUAAUUCACUCG
Cydia fagiglandana is the source of this 3693-nucleotide messenger RNA. It is a transcript of the gene trp, whose product is annotated as transient receptor potential protein. The record is from RefSeq and is a predicted model, not a curated record. Bases 21 to 3593 code for a protein of 1190 amino acids. NCBI's taxonomy places the organism in Eukaryota, Metazoa, Arthropoda, Insecta, Lepidoptera, Tortricidae. The transcript has 21 exons. Gene Ontology annotation, cellular component: plasma membrane; cation channel complex. Gene Ontology annotation, molecular function: protein binding; store-operated calcium channel activity; inositol 1,4,5 trisphosphate binding. Gene Ontology annotation, biological process: regulation of cytosolic calcium ion concentration; calcium ion transmembrane transport.